This is a messenger RNA of Adineta steineri, 3507 nucleotides long. The record is from the annotation of a GenBank genome assembly. Lineage: Eukaryota; Metazoa; Rotifera; Eurotatoria; Adinetida; Adinetidae.
AUGCCUACACGUUCAACUUAUAAUCAACCAACAUCAUCAGCAUCAAAUCAUCAAAUAAUCAAUAAUAAUAAUUUAAAUCAAUUACAAACAGUUAAUUCUAAUACGGAUAUAACAUCUUAUAUUGGAAAAACUUUAACAAUUAAUCAACAUCAAGUUAUUGUUGAAGAUAUUCUUGGACAAGGUGGAUUUGCAUUUGUAUUUCUUGUUCGAUCAACUAAUCAACAACGUUAUGCACUUAAACGAAUGUAUGUUAAUAAUGAACGAGAUUUAAUUGUAUGUCAACGUGAAAUAUCGAUAUUAAAAGAAUUUUCAACACAUACAAAUAUUGUUAAAUAUAUUGAUUCAUCUAUACAACGUUUAUCUCCGCCAUCCCAAUCGAAUCUACAAAAAAAACCUAUAUCUGAUGAUGAUGAUGAUGAUACUGAAGAUGAUGCUAUUUAUGAAAUACUAUUAUUAACGGAAUAUUGUUCAAAUGGAGCAUUAACUACUCGUUUAAAUGAACAACGUAAUAAUGGUGUAUUAUUAAAUGAACGUCAAAUUUUACGUAUAUUUGCUGAUAUUUGUAAUGCUGUAAGUGUAUGUCAUUAUCGUCGUCCUCAACCGAUACUACAUCGUGAUAUUAAAUUAGAAAAUAUUCUUAUUGAUUCUCAUCAAUCAUUUCUUCUAUGUGAUUUUGGUUCAGCUAUUAUGCUUCCAUCUUCAAAACAUAAUGAUCAUCAACAAUAUCAAUCCACUCAAUUAACUACAACAACUAUUCAACAACUUGAAGAAGAAAUUCAACGUUAUACAACAUUAUCAUAUCGUGCACCUGAAAUGAUUGAUUUAUAUAGUCGAUUACCAAUUACAUUAAAAGCUGAUAUAUGGGCAAUGGGAUGUCUUCUAUAUAAACUUAUGUAUAAUAUAAUGCCAUUUGGAGAUAGUAUUUUAGCAAUACAAAAUGGAACAUUUCAUAUACCAGAUGAUAUGUCACAAGUUUAUAGUCGAGAAUUAAAUAUAUUUGUCCGAUAUAUAUUAGAAAUCGAUAUCAAUAAAAGACCAGAUAUUUGGCAGGUUGCUUCUAUAACGUAUAAAUUACUUGGUAUCGACUGUCCAAUUCCAAAUCGAUAUCAAUCAAAAAUCCCUGAUUUAAGUACAAUAUCAAUGCCAUUAACAGAUAGUGAAUUUCGUCAUCAACGAGCAAUGGCUUUAGCAAAUGCAAAAUCCACAAUAACAAAUACAUCUGAUGAAACAUCUAAUCUUGGUACAGCAGUUAACCCACGUGAACGUCCACGUGGUAUGAUGGCACCAUCUGGUUCAUUGAUUAAUUUUAAUCAAACCACUCAACGACCGACAGCAGUUGUUGUACCUCCACUUGUGCCGCCAGUUCUACCUCCCGCUCCAAUUUCAACUCUAGUUCCGAGUCCAUCUCGAUCUUCUCAUCAACGAUCAGGUUCAGCAGCUCAACUUAUGUUUGAUGAUGAUUUUUCACAAUUUCCAAAUCAUGCUCUUAGCUUAACUAAUAUUUCAAAUGUGACAACACCAAAAGCUGCAAUAGCAACACCUGAACGUAAUGUUUCUCGCGCACGACCAUCACCACCAGCAUCAUUAUCUGCAGCAUCUAGUGUUACUUUACAACAACAAUUAUUUCCUCCUCCUCCACCUUCUUCAAGCAAUACACAAUUAACAGCAACACCUUUAAAUCAUCAUCAACAUCGACGUAGUGCAUCACAAACUAUGAGUCCAACGAAUAAUCAAAUACCUUUUCCACAAACGUCUUCCAUUGAACCAAAUCCAUCAUUUGAUCGUCGACAUUCAAUUGAUUCAUCGACAAAACAAAUACAACCUGACGUACUUUUUAUUGGUGAAGCAUCUGAUGAUGAUGAAGAUGAUGAUGAUGAAGCAUUAGAAACAAAUUUAAAUAAAUUAAAAGUUUAUAAUCAUUCAACAGAAAAUGUUAAAUCUCGAGAAAGCCUGAUUUUAAAUGAAGAUGAUCGUUUAUUUGCUAAAACAUAUACUAUUAAUUCACAAUUAAAAUCUGAUGAUGAACAAUCAUCAUCAUCACUAUCAGAUGAUAAUGAAAAAAUGAAUCGGAAGAAUAAAAAGAAACCUCCAUCACAACAAACACCAUUACGUUCAAAUCAUCAUGCAUCGACAGAUGAAACAGAUAAACAUUUAUCAUCCCCUAGUACAACAAAUAAAAAUCUUGUUAAACGUUUAAUUGAACGUUGUUCUCUUCAACAACCACAACAACAACAACCGGAUGAGCCUAUAACAACUUCAACACCAUAUAAACGAAAGGAUUCUUUUAUACUUUCCAAUGAACAUCCAAUUGUAAUGGGCGGUCAUUCUGAUAAUAAUGGCAACGAUGAUGAUGAUGACGAUGAGAAACGUAAUGUUAACAAUCAUGAUAUGAAUAAUGUUGGAUUUGAUCAAUUGAUUAAUGAAGAUUCAGAUGAUGAUGUACCUUUACAAACACCAAAUACGGAUAAGACGAAUGCUAGUAGUAGUCUUUUUACGACAUCACGUCAUAAAGAACAACAAUAUGAACAUUUUCAAGAUUCUGAUGAUGAAACAAAUCAUUCAACACCAAAAACAUCAUCUAAUCCAACAACAAAACUAUUUAAUCUCUUUACAACAAAUUCAAAAACAAAUCCAUCCAAUGAUACAAAGCGUAUAAUUAAUGAGCGUAAUAAUCAAACAAAUUCUUCUUUUAUUGAUAAUGAUAAUCCAUUUCUUCACGCACCUUUUAAUCGUACUCAUCGUUCUCCAACACAAAAACAAAUAUCACAAGCUCCGUCUUCAUCUAUGAAUGUUGAUACAAUAUCUACAUCUAAUACUUCCUCUUUUGAUCCAACUAGUAUUGUUAUUGGAAAAAGACUUAGUGCAUUUGCUCCUUACCAUAGACAAGAACCAAAUUCUGGCAAUAAUGUAAUUGAUCCAACAUCAUCAUCAUCAUCAGCGUUUAAUUUCGGUACAUCUACACAAAAGCUUCCACAUUCAGAAUCUUUUCCUCCGGGUAUUACUAAUAAUACGAAUCCAAAUAAUCAAUCAGCGAUAUCGAAAGAUGUUUUUACAAAUGCACCAUUUAAAACAAAAUUAACAACUAAACAACAACGUUCAAUGGCAGCGAAUAAAACAAAUGCUAUAUCACCAUCAUCAUCUCAUUCAACUUCAUCAUCAAAUUCUCAAUUAAUUGAUUUUACUGUUCCAUCACAUUCAACAGUUGAAUCAACAAUAAAAGAACAGACUCUCUCAUCGCCUAUACGUCGUCCUGUUGGUUCAGCUGCUCUAGCAACAAAUUUCAGUACAUUUGGAGGAAUAAAUACAAAAAAUGAUGCAUACUAUUUUCAUUCCGAACGUGUUAAUGAGGGACAUUCAUCAGGAGAAGAAUUAACAUCAUCAUCAUCAUCAUCAACACGAAAACGUCGUAAUAAAAAGAAAUCUUCCAUAAAUACCGGAAAUGAUUCUCAACAACAUGCUUAUGCAAAUCUAUCAUUUAACGAUAAUAUUGUCGAUGAAUUACUAUGA